AUGGGCACCAACAAUGCUCUUCUCGCUUCGGUUGGUUGGAUUCACUUUGGUAACAUCCGGCAGGACGAGGUGACGAAGGGCUACGACUACUACGGCUGGACGUCGAACACUGCUGCGCGCACUGAGAGCGUUGGUAACGGCGGGCAGGUGCUGCUGACGGGUGCGGCGUACCUGGCGCUGAGCACGGCUGAGCGUGAGCAGCUGGACGUGACUGCGCUUGGCGGUGUGGCUCUGUGCGGUGUGCCUGUGCCUGUGGCGAUGUACCAGCUGAACGCUGUGCCCGGGCGCACCUUCGCCGCACUGCGGCUCGACCGGCAGGAUGUGGACGCUUGUGAUGAGGUGGAUGAUGGUGCGUCGAGCAGUGAUCAUGAUUCAAUUAACAGUAAGUUCAAUGAUCAUGCGAAGUGGAUCAUGUCGGUGUUAAUGACUGUGUUUGGUGCCUUCACCCCACAGCAACAGUUGAAUGAGGUUCUUCUGUGCUGUGAGCGGUGGAGUAUUCAAGUCCCGCCGAAAGCACCCAGUAUGCCUGAUGACCUGUACUGCAGUAGAUUGGUGAGUUUCCUUGCGCAGAGGCUUGAGAAGGUAAUGCAGCGCCAGGGUCUUUUGGAGAGGCAAAUGUCGUUGACGUCGACGGUGAGCAACUCCGGGGGCCGUUCCCUGCUUCAUUGUUUCUUUGCGUCGAGUUAUGGCGAGAGUUUUCUUCGUUCUGGAGCUACAGUGGGGACGUCUUUCAGAAGACAUUCCGUUGAGCUGCAGUCGGGACCUGCAGAUGUGCAAGACUGCACGACGGGUUCGGUGAGCGCUACUGGCAGUAUUCAACGAGACGAUCCGUUGACGGCUACACCCACCACGCUGAAGUGA
Trypanosoma grayi is the source of this 861-nucleotide messenger RNA. RefSeq names its product putative receptor-type adenylate cyclase. The coding region runs from base 1 to 861 and encodes 286 amino acids. The record is from RefSeq and is a predicted model, not a curated record. Gene Ontology annotation, biological process: intracellular signal transduction; cyclic nucleotide biosynthetic process. NCBI's taxonomy places the organism in Eukaryota, Euglenozoa, Kinetoplastea, Trypanosomatida, Trypanosomatidae. The transcript has a single exon.